This is a messenger RNA of Condylura cristata (star-nosed mole), 894 nucleotides long. It is a transcript of the gene HHLA2, whose product is annotated as HERV-H LTR-associating 2. The coding region runs from base 1 to 894 and encodes 297 amino acids. The transcript is spliced from 5 exons. NCBI's taxonomy places the organism in Eukaryota, Metazoa, Chordata, Mammalia, Eulipotyphla, Talpidae. Gene Ontology annotation, biological process: negative regulation of T cell proliferation; T cell costimulation; positive regulation of T cell proliferation. Gene Ontology annotation, cellular component: external side of plasma membrane. The record is from RefSeq and is a predicted model, not a curated record.
AUGCCGGGCGCUUCUGUGGUAGGAACACAGCGUGGUGAUAGUGAUGCGGUUCAGAAACUUGGUUUUUCUCGAGUAGCUACUUCAACAAAGAGCAUCCAUUCUGGAAGUAUAACUCAUGACUGCUGUGAGACAGGAAGUGCUGUAUUUCUUCAUGUUUAUGCUCUUUCUAAGUACAUUCUCAGAAGAUUAAGCCGUAAGGAUGAAGGUACUUACAGCUGCUAUGUGGGAACAACAUCUGGAAAAUUCAGAAAAAGUGUGGUGCUGCAGGUAGGAGCUUUUGUCACACCUGUGAUGAAGUAUGAAAAAAGGGACACAAGCAGCAUGUUAAUAUGUAGCAUAUUAAGUGUUUAUCCUCGUCCAAGCAUCACAUGGCACAUGGACAAUAUAUCCAUUACUGACAGCCGGGUUGAAGAAAUUGGAUCUUUGGGUUCUUUUCAUAUUAACAGUACAGUAAAUGUUACAGGAUCAAAAUCGCCUUAUGAAUGUGCUAUUAAAAAUUCAUUGUUGGAACAAACAUGGACAGGGCAUUGGAUGAUGAAAGAUGAUCUUCAUAAAAUGCAAAGUGAACAGGUUUCAUUUUCAUGUGAUGUUGCAAACAAUCUUUUCCAACAAAAUCAAGAUAUCAUAGUCACCUGGUCAAGAAUGGAAAAUGGGACUUCCUUCAUCCUGGCUAAGUUUGAGAGCGCCUCACAAAAUAUAGUUACCAAUGAACCCAGACUAUCAUGGGAGAAAGAGCUAAUAAAUCAGGGACAUUUCUCUUCCACAUUGAAAGAACUCGAAAUUCUAGACAAUGGGGAAUACCUAUGCCAUAUUUCUUCAAGCAACUAUACUUUCCUCACCCUCCAAACACUGCAUGUAGGUAAGUUAACAAUAGGAUUGGCUAAUGGGUUUUGA